Molecule: messenger RNA, 1315 nt
Organism: Suncus etruscus (white-toothed pygmy shrew)
Lineage: Eukaryota; Metazoa; Chordata; Mammalia; Eulipotyphla; Soricidae
Product: activated RNA polymerase II transcriptional coactivator p15-like
Exons: 1
Coding region: 50-421 (123 amino acids)
Biological process (GO): positive regulation of transcription initiation by RNA polymerase II
Cellular component (GO): nucleus; transcription regulator complex
Molecular function (GO): DNA binding; transcription coactivator activity
Source: RefSeq, a predicted model, not a curated record
CAGACGAGGCUGGAAGUGGAGCAGCGGAGGCGGAGGCUUGAGCGGAGCAAUGCCUAAGUCAAAGGAACUUGUUUCUUCAAGUUCUUCUGACAGUGAGGUGGACAAAAAGUUAAAAAGGAAAAAGCAAGUUACUCCAGAAAAACCUGUAAAAAAGCAAAAGACUGGUGAAACUUCUAGAGCCCUGGCCUCCUCUAAGCAAAGCAGCAGCAGCAGAGAUGACAAUAUGUUUCAGAUUGGGAAGAUGCAGUACAUGAGUGUCUGGGACUUUAAAGGGAAAGUCCUAAUUGAUGUUAGAAAAUACUGGAUGGAUACGGAAGGAGAAAUGAAACCAGGAAGAAAAGGUAUUUCUUUAAAUCCUGAGCAAUGGAGCCAGCUGAAGGAACAGAUUUCUGACAUUGAUGAUGCAGUAAGAAAACUGUAAAAUCAGAGCCAUAUAAUGCCUGUCCUGUUCUAGUUGUUUUAAUCUGUCUUUUACAUUGGCUUAUGUUUGCUAAAUGUUGUUUUCCAAGCUAUUGUAUAUUUGGAUUGCAGAAUUAUUUUUUAAGAUGAAGAUUUUUUUUACGUGCAUUAUUAAAAAUGUUCUGAGUGAAGCUAAUUGUCACUUUUAUUAAGGAGGAUUGCUUUGUGUCUACCAUGUGUAGUGUAAAAUAAAAUCACAUAACACUAUCUUAACUGUUGUGACCUUUUUUGAUAAGAAUCAGUAACUGCCUAAUGCCCAGAGUCUAGUAUGCUGAUCUUUUCAUUUCAAUUUUUAUGUUUAAAAGGGUUUGCAUUGUAUUUCAUUUAGAAACAUUUGUGAAAUUUAUAGCUGAUCAAUUUCUUCAAAGCAAAUGUCUAGACUUAUUUUCUCCAGUAAUCCUUCUUUUCCCUGUUUCUCUUGAUUUCAUUUUCCAUAAUUUCUGUAGGUUUUGUUCUCAGUUGACAUUUUGCUGUUUUCUUCAAUUUCAUUAAUUUGAAAAGUCUUUCUAAAACUGUCAAGAUGUUAUCCUAAGUACUUGUGACUAAAAUACUACAUGAGAACUUCAAUCACUGGCCUACUGUUUAAAUGUUCAGAGAUCCAGAUUGAUAAAACACCAUUAGUUCGUAUGGCAGUGGGGCCAGUCAGUGUUUGUCAUUCACUAGUGUUCUCUGUGUACUUAAUUUAAUGCUUAGUGUUGGAAAAAUAACUUGGGUUAUUUGCUUUCUGAUUUCUGAUCAAAUAUUUUCUGAUUUGCUUUCUCUUCCUUAACAUGUUCACCAUGGGACGAUGUCUAUAAAUCCAAGUCCUGUAAAGUAGAUUAGGUUGUAAUAAAGAUUGUGAAAACUUAAAAAAAAA